Messenger RNA from Colias croceus (clouded yellow), 1461 nucleotides. RefSeq lists its product as uncharacterized. Bases 244 to 1005 code for a protein of 253 amino acids. The record is from RefSeq and is a predicted model, not a curated record. The transcript has a single exon. Lineage: Eukaryota; Metazoa; Arthropoda; Insecta; Lepidoptera; Pieridae.
UAAAAUUUACCUUUUUGACAUAUUAAUCAAUAGGUAAUCAAUAAACAAUAGUGCCAGAGCUACCUACUCUACUCUAUGACACAAUCUCAGUUGUCACAGUCAGUUGUCUUUGCCUCUAUUGAUCCAAAAUAAUCAACAAAGAAAUUGGAAAACUGUUUUACAAAAUCGUUACCUAAAUCGUAACAUAUAGAAUUCUGAUAAAAAAAGGUUUUAAACUGCAUUGAGUGUUCAAAAUUCAGGAAUAUGUCGGAUUCAGCUGGUUUUUCUUCAUUAUUCGCGCUAGUGGACAGUCACUUAUCCAAGACUACUGUAAAGGAAAGCAAUUCAGAUGGAGUUUCCAGAAGUCCGUUCCAAAUCCCUUCUUUGCGAGAUAGACCGGAUGUAAGAUCUUCAGAAAGUCGGAUAUUUUUACCUAUGUGUCCAAGGCUACCUAUUCCAUCUUUAACUUUGAGUGAUACUCCAAGUCCAAUCACAAAUAUUUUAGCUGAGCAAGUAGCUAAUAUGCUGAAAGCAAAAGAAAAAAAACAAAGAGAAGAGGAAGAAAAAAAGAGAGUGGAGGAAGAGAUGAAAAAAUUAAAACUUAAUGAUGAAAAAGAUGAUUAUGUCAUAGAUUUGAUGAAGGCAUUACAAACACCAUAUAAACCUGAAUUGCGAGUUAAAGAAGAGGUGCUUAGUAGUAGCAGUUCAUUUGAAUCGCUGUUUGGACCUAAAUUUACAGAUGAGGAUCCGUGCACAUUAAAGAGCCCUGAACCACUAUUACCAUGUACAACAGAUAUAUCACAUAUGUUACAUGUAAAGGUCCGUAAAGGAAAAUCAUCAACAUUUGGUAAAGUCCUAUCGUCAAGAUUGAGACCUGUGGCUGCUCCAUAUCUACGUAAGAAGGUUGAUAAUAACAUUAAACCUUUUGAUUUUUCAACUCCUUCACCUUGUGAUGCAUUCCGAGAAAAAUUAAGGAAGCCUACAAUGUCAUGUACCUAUACUGUUAAUAUAGAGCAAUCGAUUUAAAAAACUUUAUUUAUUUAUGUGGUAACAAAUUAUAAGCUAAGUUAAGGUGUAGGUGUCGAUACAAAUUGUUAUCAUUUAUUUAUAUCUACUAUUCCUAAGAAUAUUAAGUUUAAGUUAACAGAUUUUUGACCAAUUUAUUGAAAAUGAAUAAUGAAUGUAAUAGAAUAAAUAAUAAAAAUAUAAUGAAUGUAAUAGAAAGACAACAUCUUGAGAUAGACUAAUGUAUACAUUAUACACUUGUAUAAAAAUGAAGAGUAACAUACAUAAUUUUAUUUCAAGAAUUAUAAGGAUACCUGAAUAUUUGAUCCUUUUGAAAUUAAGUAAUAAGAGUUGUAAUUAUAAUAUUGAAUUGUAAUGAUUGUAUUGUUCCUCUUAAAACUUGAAGUAUAUGCUGGAAUUUCACCAUGCAAAAUGUAGUUAAAAUGUAAUUGACGAAAUAAAAGACAUUAUUGAAUA